Elgaria multicarinata webbii is the source of this 4245-nucleotide messenger RNA. It is a transcript of the gene CAMLG, whose product is annotated as calcium modulating ligand. The transcript has 4 exons. Gene Ontology annotation, cellular component: GET complex. Lineage: Eukaryota; Metazoa; Chordata; Lepidosauria; Squamata; Anguidae. Gene Ontology annotation, biological process: tail-anchored membrane protein insertion into ER membrane. Bases 69 to 962 code for a protein of 297 amino acids. The record is from RefSeq and is a predicted model, not a curated record.
CUUUCCAUUGUGUGUGUGUAUAUCCGCGGACAGAAAGCUUUUGAGGUAUUGCUGCUUUCUAGGGAGAGAUGGAGCCGGACCCCCUGGAAGGAGACGGGAGCAGCAGCGGCCAUGAGGGGGCUUCCAGCUCUUCAGCAUCGACCGCAGGACUCACUCCUUCUCAGCGUCGGGCCGAGAUUCGCCGGAGGAAGCUGCUGAUGAACUCGGAAGAGCGGAUCAAUCGGAUAAUGGGUUUCCAUCGGCCAAAGGCGGAUGAUGACAGCCAUUCAGAAUCAAAGCUUCAGCUGGAGCAAGAUAAACCAAGCCCCCUUUCUACUCCUGUUUCCAAGCGGGUUGUGCUUGGUGAUACUGUCUGCAGUUUGGCAGGGACAGCCGAUCAUGCAAGUAGUGUGGUAGAGCACAAGGGAGAGAAAAAGGACUUGUUUAGCAAAACCCCUGAGGUUGGGAUUGACAGCACCAGUGAACUCCGGCAGCGCAGUAGAGGGGAUCUGAUGGAAGUUCCACAGCGAGCAUCUCGCCAUGGGCUAGACCAGUAUUUAUCAAGAUUUGAUGAAGCGAUGAAGCUAAGAAACCAGCUGAUGAGUGAGAAGCCAAACCAGGAAAAUGGAAAUGCUGUGGAGGAAUUUGAUUCCUUCCGUAUUUUUAGAUUAGUUGGGUGUGCACUACUUGCCAUCGGAGUUAGAGCUUUUGUGUGCAAAUACUUGUCUAUAUUUGCUCCAUUUCUUACCUUACAGCUUGCAUACAUGGGGUUGUCCAAGUAUUUUCCAAAGAGUGAAAAGAAGACAAAGACUACAGUACUAACUGCGGCUCUUUUACUGUCUGGGAUCCCUGCAGAAGUGAUUAGUCGUUCCAUGGACACUUAUAGCAAAAUGGGGGAUGUGUUUACAGACCUUUGUGUUUAUUUCUUUACCUUCAUCUUCUGCCAUGAACUGCUUGUGUUUUUUGGGUCAGAAGUGCCAUGAUAGCUGUGGAACUCAGUAUGACAGCUUCAGGACUGUGUCAGUCUUGAUUUCAUAUACGCCUCUGGAUAUAUAAACAGGGUUAAACCGUUAUCCAAUUCUUACUUGUUUCAGUGCAGCUUAAAAUACAUUUCUGAAGGGAAAGGCAUGGUCCCAACUUUGAAGAUGAAGUGGUACAGUUUGAGUACAGAACAUGAUGGUCUCAAAUAUGGAAGAUAGAAUACUGAUAUCAUUCCAAAGUCAUGGCCGUUAUGUUAGAAUAUGACCUUCCCCCUUCCAUACAUCACCUUAAACUCUAAUCUUUCCCCGUGGGAGAACACAGCACAGUUGAGAUCUUGUGCUUGGCAGAAUUGCAUUAUACUUCAUGGCUUGGAUCCAGAGUUUUCCUGUGAGCGGAACUUGGCCCACGGGAUGCUACUGCUUGAUGAAAGGAGGGGGGACAAUUUUUGCCAGCUCCUCGUCCUCCUUAGGUUCUCUGAAAGGUUACUCCACAGGAUUGGGGGACCCUCUCAAACAGUGUGGGAGGCGGUAUGGGAAGCUACAGUGGGAAGAGGAAAUGGAUGAAAAUGCCUCCUCCAGCAGGAGUCUCCUGUGGAUUUUGAUCCCUUCCACGAAUGAAAGGAGAUCUUCCACUUACAGAUGGGAUAGUCUGGAUCCAAGCAGAGGAACUUCCUAGGGAUUACUGCUCCAAUGUUUUUUAUUUAUCACUCAAUUUAUACAUUUUACAGUCAGAAUGUUCUGACAAAAAUUCUGUCAGUGCCCUAGACUUCUGUUUCUGCAACAGAAUUAGGCCAGGUAUAGUUCACCUUACUCCUUCCCUAAUAGUGGACAUAUUCUGUUUGUUUUAUUAUUGUUAGGAAGGGUUGAUAUGAAAUGUGAAUGCCAGAGCUAAAAUAUUGAUCUGUGAAAUCCAACCCCAAUGAGUAUUCAUGAACUCUUUCAUCUAAGUUGGAAUCCUAACUACUUGUGUUUACAUGAUCUAAUGUAAUAUGCUGCAUUAAGAGUGAACAUUGCAAAUUAAAAUAAUACUGCUCUCUUGGGUAAUUAGAUUAUUGUACCUAAAAGUGUCACCAGUUUUAUUCAUCCCUCUAUGGCUUUUCAAGUGCUUUAUUGUUUUGAUCUUUGUAGUAUAAACCAAGGCAGGCCUCUGCAUCAUAUUUCUGGUAUUUUCCUGCCCAAGAAUAUGUACCGUUCAGCCUCUUUUGCCUGGACAUUUGAGGGAUCAUUACAUUUAUCAGUAAUAGGGGAGCACUGUGGCUUGGCAGGCUACAAACUAGUCUUUACCCCCAAUUUUAAUCUGCUGCUUAGUGUGCAUGCUGGUUUAGAAAAUGGAUGACUAAGAACAUGUUCAGUUCACUUGGAAAUGCUGACUUUAAAAGAUGUUGUAUAAAUGAGUUCUGAUAACCCAUGUGAAAUGCAAUUACUUGAACUAUAUUCCAUUGAAAUCAGUAGGACAAUUGCAACUUGAUGUUUAUGUUCAUUACUGAAGGCUUCUGUCUGCUGGUCCGUACCAUAACCAAGUCUUUGCUUGGCUUUAAUUAAUGGAUCCUUCAUUUAUUUUGUUAAGCGAGAUGUCCCCCACACAUUUGCCUUUCUUUCCAUGUUCCUUCAGUAAAUCACAAUUGUUGUACAUCAUAAAAGAUGACCGAUUUUAUCACUUGAUCUGGAUUUGAAUAACAUAUGACUAGUAUAAGGGCUGGUGCAGAUGUAACAUGGAACCAUGACGGAGGUAGUAUAUACCCACAGUUCUCAUUUUCUCUUUGUGAGAAUUCCUUUCUAUCUUCAUCUGUUCUGUUUUGGUGAAGUGUGUGGCUGCUGCCAUCAUUAAUUACAAGUGUGCCUAAAUUGCCUGUACAGAACCUGUGGCCGAUUCACAAUCCUUACAUGUGGUUCUAAGUUACAUUAGCACCAGCCUUUAGGAGUCAGUGAGAAAUUCUCAAGGAUGAGUGGAUUUUACCUUGGCUCUUAAAACACGUAGGAGUCUAAUGUCCAAGUGGCCUAUCCAAACAAUAUGGAACCUUGGCUGCCACCAUCAAGCUAUAAUCUCUGAAAAUUCCUGCUGCAUCUGAAUCUUACCUAGUUUUUGUUAAAGCUCUGUGAUUACACAGGCUAAGUAGUUUCUCUUUUAGAGAUGGUUGUGGGUUUUGGUGGGAAGCAAAAUUGACUGUUUCUUAAUAGCAAUUAAGACUUUUCUUCCUUACUAUGUUUCUUUUUAACCUUUCUCCAUUAUAAUUUUAAUACUGUAUUCAUUGAAUAUAAUUUUGCUGUUGUAAUUACAUCUGUUAGAUGAAGAAAAGUGUCUUAGAGUGGGAUCCCUAAAAUGGGCAUGGAUGUACAGGAGAGAAGGGUGUACAGAGAUGACAUUUUACUUGAUUUUUUGCCACAGCAAUUUCCAAGUUCCUUCAGUAAAUCACAAUUGUACAUCAUAAAAGGCAAGAUUCUGUUUAAAAAGCCACUUCACUGAUAUGGCAAAAACAGCAAGCAAAAGCUCUAUUUGUAUUUAUAUUCGUUCUGUGCACGUUUCCCUCUUUAGAUUCUGGCCUUGAUGUGUGUUCCAUUGUGUUCGGUCAGUUUACACUCCCCUAAAAUCUCAAUAUCUAAUCAUAUAUGUUCCGUUAUCUAAAGUAAAGUAGCCCCUAUCAGGUAUGACUAUAUCUCUGAUAUAUUGAAAGGUCGUAUUUGAAACUAAUGGAUGAACAUCAAAAGAUUCAGCAUUUGCUUUGCAAGUGACGGAUGAAAUUCAGCUAGCAUUUAGAAUUCUCUGUGCUGUGAGUGGUUAUUGGAGAUUCAUCACAGAAACUUCCAAAAUGCCCUGAGCAGUUCAUCAUUCCAAACGAAUAGUUUCAGCUUCCACGGUUAAAGCCGUUCUUAUUAGUCAUCAAAAUCAUGAGCUUUCAUCCAGUACGUCUGAAUUCCUGCAAUUCAAAUUUGCUCCACUGGAGUUUUAAAUAGUGGCAAAACAGUAUGCAUCUCAGCUCUAACUGGAUUUUUUAAAUUCAAAAGGCACACUUGUAGAACAUAGAACUUUUCUAUAUAGCCUUCUUGUCCGCUGUGAAAAGUGAUGUACAGGGUGGAAUAACAGGUGAAUAGUCAGAAGGUGUUCUGUAUGUUUCCUUUUGCAAAUACUGGAGCUCUUCUAUUCAAUAAACCCCAUGUGGUCAUGUAUGCCCAUCAUUGUAAUUAUUUCUACCCUGGUCCUAUUAAAUUUAUUAAAGUUACGUUUGUUGCCAUUUUUUUAUAUACUUUGGCACUACUUGACUAUUCAAUUAAAAGAAAAAAAACACUG